AGCAAGCUCAAAGUAGAAAGCGGUGAGAUUUGGUGUUAUGCAUUCUGCCAUCGCCUGGUAUGAUGGUCUCUGUAGCGCUUACCAUUACCAUUACCAUUACCAUUGACCUUGACCCUAAAGUCCGGAUAUAUGGAAGCGGUAAUGAGCCCGUUGACUCACAUUUCGGUAGAACCAUGAUGAUUCUCUUCCCUCAUCAAUGCAUACUCGAAACAACAUGUACGGCUUGGACCACCGCAAUGACCCAAUAUCGCAUCAUACCAUGAGCCAGGCCAUCGUCAUGCGGCACGAUGCCGACAAAUAUUUUUUCAAUCAGAGACUUGUUACUCAUAGUGCGUAUCCUCAUGCGCUCUGCUAAUAUCCAGCGCGCUACGCGAUUAGCCUACUGACACCUCUACCCAAUUCAUCAUGCCAUUCUGGUCUCGGAAGGGGUCAAAGACCAAAGCGGCGGACAGCUCCAAGCCAGUGGACAAGCCCGAGUCCGUGUCCAGGGAGGAAGAAUGCAGGGAAAGGUACAACUACGCGAGGAACCGGUAUCGUCGACUGGUUCCCACUGACACCGUUUAUAAAACCCGUGAACAAAAAGAGGUCGAGGAAUGGGCCGAACAAUACACCAAAGAGGCAGCACUGGGCAUCCUCAUCCUCCAGCGCCUACAUCGUCUGCAGUUGCUCGGGUCUCUCACGUCAGAAAGGCUCCGCCGGCACGGGGAAACUCUCACCAAAGUGAACGACAGCACGCCACCACCGGCUUACAGUAAGCCGGCGCAGGGGCAUCCUCACCUGGAAGCAGAGGUAAUCGAGCUCCGCAGAGACUACUGGAGGCAUCAACUUCGGUUGCAGGGCGAGUAUCGACGGCGUCCACAUCCGGCAAGUCCACGCAUGGAGCUGUUUCUGGUCGGCCAUGAAUAUAAGAAUCAGUAUGGCCAGCCGUACGAAUUCGUGGACUCGCAACAGGAAUGUGCCAAUGCAGGGGGCUGCUGCGCACGGUCGUGCGGGUGUUGUCAGAGGGGGCUUUAUGCCAUAGAAGCCAAGAAGGAUCGAACGAGCCCCGUCUACGGCCACUGCACUCUGGAGUGCGCUUGCUGUAUCCAGUUUCGUGAGUGUUAUGUGCCUGAUGAGCGUCUGUCGCCUCCGAAGACCAGGCCUCUGCUCAGAUGAAGUUGUCUUGUGUAUAGGGCUCUGUAUUGGGUGCUCUCUUCCCCUCAAUCGUUCGUGGCCCUUUCUUUUUUCUAUCAAAUAGCUUACAAUCGGUCCCAUCAUGUCGAUGACCCAUCCCAUUUCUAUUUAAUCUCUCUUCAGCCUGUUAUCAACUAUUCUUGAACUUUCUGCGACCCUUCUUCAAGCCCUCUUC
Aspergillus fijiensis CBS 313.89 is the source of this 1348-nucleotide messenger RNA. RefSeq lists its product as uncharacterized. NCBI's taxonomy places the organism in Eukaryota, Fungi, Ascomycota, Eurotiomycetes, Eurotiales, Aspergillaceae. The coding region runs from base 406 to 1155 and encodes 249 amino acids. The record is from RefSeq and is a predicted model, not a curated record. The transcript has a single exon.